This is a messenger RNA of Pleurotus ostreatus (oyster mushroom), 903 nucleotides long. RefSeq lists its product as uncharacterized. Bases 1 to 903 code for a protein of 300 amino acids. The record is from RefSeq and is a predicted model, not a curated record. Lineage: Eukaryota; Fungi; Basidiomycota; Agaricomycetes; Agaricales; Pleurotaceae. The transcript has 14 exons. Gene Ontology annotation, biological process: transmembrane transport.
AUGUCGUCCGACGCCAAACCACCCCCAAAGCCAUUACCGUUCAUUGCCAAUUUCGCAGCGGGUGCCAUAGCAGGCAUCUCUGAGAUCCUGGUGUUCUACCCCCUCGAUGUGGUCAAAACCCGUAUGCAACUCGAUACCGGAAAAACGACCCAAGGUUUGGUUGGGACGUUCAAGUCCAUUGUGAAGGAAGAAGGUGCGGGGCGAUUGUACCGAGGCCUUGUACCGCCCUUGUUGCUGGAAGCACCCAAGCGUGCAGUUAAAUUCGCCGCGAAUGACUUCUGGGGAAAGACUUACCUCCAACUCUCCGGCAAGGCGAAGAUAGAUCAGCAAUUGUCCAUCUUAACGGGUUGCACUGCUGGUGCUACUGAAUCUUUCGUUGUUGUUCCAUUCGAACUAGUCAAAAUUAGACUGCAAGACAAGACCAGUACUUACAAAGGUCCCAUGGAUGUCGUAAAACAAGUUGUCGCGAAAGAUGGUCUACUCGGGCUCUACGCUGGGAUGGAAGCUACAUUCUGGAGGCACGUCUGGUGGAAUGGAGGCUACUUCGGAUCUAUUUUCCAGGUCCGAGCAUUGUUACCUAAAGCUGAGACCCAGCAAGCUCAGUUAACGAACAACUUGAUAUCUGGAACGAUUGGAGGGUUCAUGGGAACAGUAAUAAACACACCAUUUGACGUUGUAAAAUCCCGUAUUCAAGGAACCCCCAAAACUCCCGGUGUCGUCCCCAAGUACAACUGGACUUAUCCUGCGUUGGUGACCAUCUUCCGUGAGGAAGGUCCUGCCGCGCUUUACAAAGGGUUCGUUCCCAAAGUCCUACGACUCGCUCCGGGAGGUGGUGUCCUCCUCCUCGUUGUCGAAUUCACUCUCGGUGUCUUUAGACAAGCACUCGGCCCUCCGUAUAUCUAA